Messenger RNA from Stereum hirsutum FP-91666 SS1, 2132 nucleotides. RefSeq names its product OPT oligopeptide transporter. The coding region runs from base 153 to 2024 and encodes 623 amino acids. Gene Ontology annotation, cellular component: fungal-type vacuole membrane. The record is from RefSeq and is a predicted model, not a curated record. NCBI's taxonomy places the organism in Eukaryota, Fungi, Basidiomycota, Agaricomycetes, Russulales, Stereaceae. Gene Ontology annotation, molecular function: 2 iron, 2 sulfur cluster binding; oligopeptide transmembrane transporter activity. The transcript has 12 exons.
GAAUACGUUCCAUCGCUGGGAAAUACCGCUCGAGAGCGAGCGAGGAAGCAAACCCUGAGCUCACCCUUCGUGCGGUUCUGCUAGGGCUGCUCAUCGGCUGUUUGCUAUGCUUUACGAACCUGUAUUUUGGACUUCAAACAGGAUGGAUCAGCAUGAUGUCUCUCCAAUCUGCUCUUAUCGGUUUCCUCGUGUCGAAACUGUUGCCUACCCCGAUGUCUCCUCAAGAGAACGUCGUGAUUCAGACGACGGCUGUCGCGACUGGCACAAUGCCACUUGCUGCCGGAUUCGUAGGCAUCAUACCGGCACUUGGAUUGUUGGAAGAGGAUAAAGAUGGAUCAUCACCCAUUCAACUGUCUUGGAUAGCUGCUGUCCUGUGGUCCUGCGCGGUGGCCUACUUCGGGGUCUUCAUGUCUCCCCCGCUUCGUAAACAAGUGGUGAUUGAAGAACAACUCGCAUUUCCUUCCGGAACAGCCACCGCCCAGCUCAUCUCAGUCCUGCACAAAAUCCCUUCACCAGCCCCAAGCACCCUCCGUCAACGUUCAGGAUACACCGCCAUUGGAUCCGAAGAAGACGGCAUCGACGUCCCUCCACCUCCAGAGACACCGAUGGAAGCCGAACGCGAGGAGGUGAGGGUGCGCGAGACGGUCACUAGUGAGGGGUGGUCGGCGCUCUCUUGGAGCUUUGCGGCGUCUGCUGUUUUGACGCUUGCAGCGUAUUUCUUCCCCGUGAUAUUUGCUGUUCCGUUGUUUGGAACGUACUUGGCUAGUCAGUGGUUGUGGACGUUCACACCGAGUUUAUCCUAUGUCGGUCAAGGUAUCAUCAUGGGCUUUCCCACCACACUCAGCAUGAACCUAGGCAUGCUAGUCGGCUGGGGCAUCCUCUCCCCCAUCUCCCACAACGCAGGCUGGGCUCCAGGACCCGUAGGCAGCAUGUCCGACGGUGCUCGCGGCUGGAUCCUCUGGACCUCCCUCGCCAUCAUGUGUUCCGACUCCGUCAUCUCCCUCGUCCCCGUCAUGUACACCUCCGUCCUGAAGCUCGUGAGCGGGAAGAAAGCGGUGCCGGAAGACGAUAAUGAGGUCGAGACGGAGGAUAGGCUCGUUUCGAAUAAUAUUGUGGUCUGGGGACUGGGGGUCAGUGUUGUCGUUGGGACUAUCAUCGUUUGGGGCUUGUUUGGGGCGGAGGGGAUUAAGCCGUGGGCUACUGUUGUCGGGUUCGUUAUGGGUGGGAUUUUGAGUAUCCUCGGCGUGAGGGCACUUGGCGAGACAGACUUGAACCCCGUGAGCGGGCUCGGGAAGAUCAGUCAGUUGCUCUUCGCGGUGAUCCAGCCAGGAAACGUCGUAGCCAACAUCAUCGCCGGCGGAGUCGCAGAAGCCGGUGCGCAACAAGCCGGAGAUCUCAUGCAAGACCUCAAAACGGGACACCUCAUCCAAGCCUCCCCCCGCGCCCAAUUCUACGGCCAACUCAUCGGCUCCACCCUCUCCAUCUUCGUGACCGUGACGGCCUACAGCCUCUACAACCGCGCCUACACCAUCCCCGGGCCCUCCUUCCCCGCGCCGACAGCCUACGUCUGGCUCUCGCUCGCGCGUCUCCUCCGUGACGGGUCCUUGCCCCCAAAUUCAGGCAUCUUCAUGCUCGUGUUCGCGAUCUUUUUUGCGGGGGUGGCGGGGCUGAAGACGUGGGCGGUGAGGCAUCAUAGUGCGAAAGUGAGGGGGAUGGCGAAGUGGUUGCCUUCGGGUGUGGCGUUCGCUAUUGGCUUCUUGAACACGCCGUCGUUUUCGAUCGCGAGGCUGCUAGGUGGGGUGGUGGAGUAUCUGUAUCGGAGGAGGUUGGCGAGGAAGUAUGGGGAGGGAGGAGCGGGGAAUCAGCAUGGAGAGGGAGGGGAAAGUAUCAGGUUGAUCGUGAUCGCGAGUGGAUUCGUGCUCGGGGAGGGCGUGAUUAGUAUUGUGAGUUUGGUGUUGAGGACGGCGGGCGUGGGCGCGGCGAGUUGUUGGGGGUGUGGGCAUGGGAUGUGUGGGGGGUGUUGAAGGUAAUUAUUUUCGUUUUCGUUUUCGUUUGCCGUUUGUUUGUUUGUUUGGAUAUCACGAAAAUGUGACAAGAAUGGGCUGGUGUUCAUCUUUGGAUUUAUCUUUUAU